AUGCAUGCUAUUGCAUCCAGAUUGAAAGACGAAGAUAAGCUUGCCGAUUUUCUUGAGGACUAUCUAGAUGACGAGUUGAACAUGAUCUGUGAAGAUGAAUCCAUACCCGAGGUGGCCAAACUUCUAAUGGACGGAUAUUUUCUGAUACGAAAUAACCAGUUGUCGGAACUUCAGUCAAAGAUGAACAGCUUGCCUGCACCAUGUGACCUUAGUCAGUGUCAAGCCCAGUCGAAUGUAGUCGAGUUCGAUGGUAACGAAGAAGCUUCUGAGUCAACAGAAGAACAAAGUGAAGAUGACAUAGAAAUGAAUGAAUGA
This is a messenger RNA of Echinostoma caproni, 315 nucleotides long. NCBI's taxonomy places the organism in Eukaryota, Metazoa, Platyhelminthes, Trematoda, Plagiorchiida, Echinostomatidae. The record is from the annotation of a GenBank genome assembly.